UGGGUUGAUGUCAGGAAACGUCACGUCAAGAACAUCUGGUGUGUGUGUUGGUGUUGGUCGGAGGCGGAGUUGAAGCCACACCUCCCGGUGUUGGAAGACAGCAGCUAUAAGAGGCUCCGUCCCCUCUGUCGUCCCUCACAUCCUGAGUCCUGGACCCUCCAUCAACUGUCAGCAGUUUUACGCAGAGCCAGAACUUUAUGGACAUUAAUUCAUAGUUCGUGUUCAAUCUCUGCUCCUGACUCGAACUCAAAGACCAGAGCGGUCAACAUGGCUGUGGUUGAAGCUGUGAUGCCCGCAGUCUCCGCGUUUCCAAGUGUCCAAACUUCGGAAGACAAGCAUUUUGACAACCUGUGCAAGGCUGGCGCGUGUACGCGCAGCAGCAGCGCAGCAGGUGGCGGCGACAACCCGCUGAUUGAGGUGGAGUUCAGCAUCGUGCAGGCUCCAGCCCUCCCGCCCAGAGAGGACGACGAACUGGCCAAGUUCCUGGACCUCGAGUUCAUUUUGUCCAACACAGUGGACUCCGCUGAUGUUGUGAGCAGCAGCAGCAGCAACGUUUCUCCUCCACCUCCGGUGCAGCAGUGUGCGUAUUCUCUGCCAGACUCCCCGGAGAGCUGCGGUUCGCUGCCGGACUGCAGCGAGCACCCGUCACCGCACCUGGCCGCGCACAGUUACCCAGAAACCGUAGCGACGUUCACGAGCUCCAGACCCGUGCCCAGCCUAAUGGCGGAGCUUCUCACCCCCGAGCUAAACUACCCCGGGGAGAGUUCACCCGAGAGUGCGGGGAAGCCGAGGGAUGGACGGGAGUACACGGAACUGCGGGCGUUAAAUCCCGUCAUCAUCCCGACUUCACCAGAACAACAAGCGCCACCUUCACUGCUUGGAUUCAAAAUAAAAAACGAGCCAGUAGAUCAGUCGUGUAUGAUGACUGCUGCUGCUGCUGCAGGUGGAGAACACUUUAUGGGACAAGUGUUUGAAAAGCACCAGAUUCGCUCCGUUCACCCUGCUGCGUUUUCGCACCACCACCAGCAGCACCAGCAGCACCAGCAGCAACAUGCUGCACUUCCUAAUGUCUACCACAUGCAGCUGCAUGUGGUAGACAUGGCGCCACAGGAACACACAGAGCUCCACCAUCUCAGCCAUCAUCAACAUCAUCAUCAUCAUCCUUCUCAAAACCACCAGCACCACCACCAGGCCCACUACAUGACUUCUCCGUACCAGCCACAGUUCACGCACCAGAGGUUGCCACAGUUCCAGGGACAGUACAGUAUGCACAGAGAGCCUGUGCACGUCCACCAGCAGCACUACCAAGCCUCCGUACAGGGUGUGAUGCUCACUCCACCCUCUUCGCCCUCGUUCGUUGAGUUUUACCCACAGGACGAAGUGGGCAGCAUUAAGCAGAAGCGGGGUCGCAGGUCGUGGGCCAGGAAACGAGCUGCAACCCACAACUGCGAGUUCCCCGGAUGUGGGAAAACCUACACCAAAAGUUCCCACCUCAAGGCGCACAUGCGGACUCACACUGGUGAGAAACCCUACCAUUGUAACUGGGAAGGCUGUGGCUGGAAGUUCGCCAGAUCAGAUGAGCUGACCCGUCACUUCAGAAAACAUACGGGUCACAGGCCGUUUCAGUGCCACCUCUGUGAGCGUGCCUUCUCCAGGUCCGAUCAUUUGGCCCUGCAUAUGAAGAGGCACAUGUAGGUCCACGCACUGGGACCAGAACGGACAUGUCAGUGGACCUGCUGACAUUACCGUAGUGCCUUUAGUCAGAGCGUCUUCAUCAAAAACAAAUGUACUUCAUGGAUCAAGUGCCUUCCUGUCAGGAGAGAGUGAAUGGAUGGAUGUGGAUGUUUUUUUUUCUGUGUAUAUUUGAAUAUUUUUGGUCAUAAAUUAUGCUAGUUGGAUUAUUUAAGACAGUAACUCACCCUGUCUGUUGAUUAACUUAUUGAUCGGGCAUUGAGUUAUGUUGACUACAUGGGCCGGACCCACUGUACAUACAUGUGAAUAGUAUUUUUCUAAGGUCUUUGAUAAUGCUCGGAUAAGGACAGGGUUUUUAAAGAUGACUUUUCAAUUUAGUUUUUUUUAAUUAUUAUUAUUUACAUACUGUGCAACAUAUUUUUUGUAAAUUUGCCUAUAAGCGCUAAAUGUAGGCCAGUCCUACGCUUUCUAUGGUUUUUUGAAGGUUUCUUUCAGCAACGCAAAAUCAUUCAGGUACUGAAAUAAUUUCUCUGACAGCCAAAAUGAGGUUUUCUUCAUCACACAGUGUUUUUAGGGAUACAGUGCUUUGUGUUUUGUCAACGCCUGUACAGGAACAAGAACAAUUGAUUUUCUUUUUUAUGUUUUUGCUGAAAAUUAAAGUCAAAAUACAAAACAUG
Cynoglossus semilaevis (tongue sole) is the source of this 2369-nucleotide messenger RNA. It is a transcript of the gene klf17, whose product is annotated as Kruppel like factor 17. The record is from RefSeq and is a predicted model, not a curated record. The transcript has 5 exons. Bases 268 to 1695 code for a protein of 475 amino acids. Gene Ontology annotation, biological process: regulation of transcription by RNA polymerase II. Gene Ontology annotation, molecular function: RNA polymerase II cis-regulatory region sequence-specific DNA binding; DNA-binding transcription factor activity, RNA polymerase II-specific. Lineage: Eukaryota; Metazoa; Chordata; Actinopteri; Pleuronectiformes; Cynoglossidae.